Molecule: messenger RNA, 1558 nt
Organism: Hevea brasiliensis (rubber tree)
Lineage: Eukaryota; Viridiplantae; Streptophyta; Magnoliopsida; Malpighiales; Euphorbiaceae
Product: DNA damage-repair/toleration protein DRT100-like
Exons: 1
Coding region: 285-1379 (364 amino acids)
Molecular function (GO): protein binding
Source: RefSeq, a predicted model, not a curated record
UUUCAAAAUGACCAGCUAGCGGAUGUUCGAGGGACCAUGAGCCUUAACAAUAACAAAGAUUAGCCAGCAAGCCUGUGAUAAUCCAACUCAGGGGCAAAUCGGUCACCAACAAAUCCCAACGAAAGUUAUAUAUACCACGACGGCGUUGUCAGGUCCUGCCCAUGCUUCUUCAGAGUAAACCUGACAAACCGUUAGUCAACUAUAUUACAUCACUCACUGUUAGAGAGAAAACUUCGAACCUAUGCUAAACGCACAGAAAGAGAGAUAAAACCAUCACAAAAACCAUGGCCACCUUCUUAUACAUUACGUUGAUAACGUUUUUAGCCACCGCUUCCGCCGUUAAUAGCUGCCCUCCUUCUGACCGUGCCGCCUUGCUGGCCUUCAAAGCAGAUCUACACGAGCCUUACUUGGGCAUCUUCAAUUCUUGGACCGGCACCGAUUGCUGCCAUGAUUGGUACGGCGUCAGCUGCGACCCAGAGACCCACCGGGUUGCGGAUAUAAACCUCCGAGGUGAGUCCGAAGACCCCAUCUUUGGAAAAGCUGGCAGAUCCGGUUACAUGACCGGUACAAUCUCCCCUUCCAUCUGUAAGCUAGAGCGCCUUUCGAGUCUCACAAUAGCAGAUUGGAAAGGGAUCUCCGGGGAGAUCCCCCGCUGCAUCACUUCACUUCCUUUUCUACGGAUUCUUGAUUUAAUCGGGAAUCGGCUUUCCGGUGAUCUUCCUGCUGACAUAGGACGGUUACAGAGAUUAACCGUGCUGAAUGUCGCCGAUAAUCUUAUAUCCGGUGAGAUCCCUCGUUCUUUGACGAAUCUUUCUAGAUUGAUGCACCUGGAUUUGCGUGGCAACCGAAUCUCAGGUCCACUUCCUCGAAAUUUCGGACGUCUGAGGAUGUUGAGCCGCGCUUUGCUCAGCCACAAUUAUAUUAGCGGGUCAAUACCGAGUUCUAUUUCGAAAAUUUACCGUCUUGCUGAUCUGGAUCUUUCAUUGAAUAGACUAUCGGGUGCUAUACCUCCUUCUCUAGGUAGAAUGGCGGUAUUAGCAACACUAAAUUUGGACGCUAACAAACUUUCAGGGCUUAUACCGGCAAGCUUGUUUAAUUCCGGUAUUAGCAAUUUAAAUUUGAGCAAGAACGCAUUCGAGGGAUAUUUGCCGGAUGUUUUUAGUGCGGGCUCCUACUUUACGGUUCUUGAUUUAUCGUAUAAUAAUUUUCGAGGGUCAAUACCGAAAUCUUUAUCGACGGCAUCGUAUAUCGGACACUUGGAUCUCAGUCACAACCACCUAUGUGGGAAAAUUCCACUAGGCUCUCCGUUCGAUCAUCUUGAAGCGUCAUCGUUUGCUUAUAAUGAUUGCCUCUGCGGAAAACCACUUAAAGCUUGCUAGACAUCGCCAUGGACUGAUGUUGAAAUUUGGUAAUAUGUUUGUAGUAAUAUAUGUAACAGACGUGGAAUAUGUGUGCGUGUUUUUAUUAUUUUUUUAUUUUUUACUUUUUAGAGUUUGAUUAUAUUUGUGUUUGGUUACGUUAUUACGGGAAUGAAAGAUACCAUGCAGGUAAUUUUGCA